CUCCACCACCACGAACACCCACUCACCCAAACCUUUACUUACCAAGCGUUGCAACAGCGUUUCUUACACGACAACAUCCCAAGAUGACCCGCGUCGAACCAACAAUCACCCAGACCACCCCGCACGGGGAAGUCGAGAUCCAAACCAUGAGCGGCGACCAUCUCAACCUCGUGGUGCUCCGGACCCAAGACCCCCGAUUCGAGGCCGAUGACUGGGCGCCGGCCCUCCAGCUGCUCCAAGAGCAGUGGAAGAGCAAGCGCCAGGACGAGCACCUCGAGUGUCGCGACCAGCCGAUCGGUGGGAUGAUCUGCGCCGGGUCUCACUUUCGACUGUACAUCGAAUCUUUGACUGCGGACGGCAACGGGCCGGCCCGGCGCUUCGUGUACCAAGGCCGCAACGAGUUUCACGAGUUCCCGCCGCACGUGCAGCCCUUCGUGAGGAUGCCCCCGACAGUUUUCCUGGAGUUCAUUCGCUCUGUGCGCGCGGGAGGUCCUCAACGUGACGUGUCGCAGGGGAAGGGUGAGGGUGAGUCCGAUACGAAGGCCGGUCUUCGAUUGGUCGGUUUUCAAUUGGACUUAUUGGAGUGUGUGAGAUUGCUAAGCCUGGGGCGCUUUGGGCCUGAAGGCGAGGAGAAGAAGGAGGAUGAGGAGAAGGAGGUGAAGAAGGAGGAGGAGGAUGAGGGGGAGGCCUGUAAGGGAUGUCAGUGCUCCCAUAGCGCGUAGCUUCUAGCGCAC
This is a messenger RNA of Aspergillus aculeatus ATCC 16872, 734 nucleotides long. RefSeq lists its product as uncharacterized. The coding region runs from base 84 to 722 and encodes 212 amino acids. The transcript has a single exon. Lineage: Eukaryota; Fungi; Ascomycota; Eurotiomycetes; Eurotiales; Aspergillaceae. The record is from RefSeq and is a predicted model, not a curated record.